Triplophysa dalaica is the source of this 6307-nucleotide messenger RNA. Its product is annotated as band 4.1-like protein 1. The transcript has 23 exons. Gene Ontology annotation, biological process: cortical actin cytoskeleton organization. Bases 310 to 4143 code for a protein of 1277 amino acids. The record is from RefSeq and is a predicted model, not a curated record. Gene Ontology annotation, cellular component: cytoskeleton; plasma membrane. Gene Ontology annotation, molecular function: actin binding; structural molecule activity. Lineage: Eukaryota; Metazoa; Chordata; Actinopteri; Cypriniformes; Nemacheilidae.
UUUCUCCCAAACUGGCAUGAAUUAUGCCAUAAAUGAUGGAUUCCUUUAGCAGAUUGCUCUACAGAUGAGUGAUCGUGCUCGGAGCUACGGAGAAGCGCUCGCCAAGUGUAGAUCCAUUUCCCAAAAGCAAGGCUGCAGCGAGCAAGUGAAAGAGAAGACGCUUGGUGACAAAUGGCGUAGUGUGGCCGUCAUUUUGCAGGAAAUUAUUCCCCAUCAUUUUGCUGGCGUAGGGGGCAUUUAUCUACGCAGAAAGGCAUCUUGCUCAACACCAGAAAACUAUUGCUGUAAAAAGGACUAUCAGUGAUCACUAUGUCUGAAAGAGGUUCAGCCACAAAGAACACCCCAGACGGAGAAAGGCGGGGGUACUCUGAUCACGAUUCAAAGAUGUCGGACGAGCACCGAGACACUGAUGAUUCCUCAGAGAAAACCCCAAGCAGGAUGUCCAGAUCCCCUCAGAAAUCCUCCAAAAGACCAAAGUCUGUACCUGUGAAAGUCACGCUGCUGGAUGGAUCUGCCUACGAGACCGGCGUGGAGAAGCUCUGUAAGGGGCAGAUGUUACUUGAUCUGGUGUGUGAACAUCUCAACCUCCUGGAGAAGGACUACUUUGGCUUGACCUACAGUGACACAGAGAGUCAAAAGAAUUGGCUCGAUCCUUCGAAAGAAAUCAAGAAACAAAUUCGUGUGGGCCCCUGGUAUUUCUUCUUCGCUGUCAAGUUUUAUCCACCCGAUCCAUCUCAACUGAUUGAAGACAUCACGCGGUUUUACCUGUGUCUGCAGCUGAGGGAGGAUAUACUGUCAGGACGUUUACCCUGCUCAUUCGUCACUCACGCUCUGCUGGGCUCCUAUGCCGUUCAGGCUGAGCAGGGAGAUUACGACCCGGAGGAACACGGGCCCGACUACAUCAGCGACUUCCGCUUCGCCCCUAAUCAGACCCGUGAGCUGGAGGAGAGGGUGAUGGAGCUCCACCGCACUUACAGGGGCAUGAGUCCCGCAGAGGCUGAAAUCAACUUCCUGGAGAACGCCAAGAAGCUCUCCAUGUAUGGUGUUGAUCUUCAUCAUGCUAAGGACUCUGAAGGCAUUGACAUCAUGCUGGGAGUGUGCGCCAGUGGCCUUUUAAUCUACAGGGACCGUCUGCGUAUAAACCGUUUUGCCUGGCCCAAGAUCCUUAAAAUAUCCUACAAGAGAAGCAACUUCUACAUCAAGAUCCGCCCUGGAGAGGUAGAGAAAAAGUACGAGCAGUUUGAGAGCACUAUCGGCUUCAAGCUGCCCAACCAUCGUGCCUCUAAGCGCUUGUGGAAGGUCUGCAUUGAACACCACACCUUCUUCAGGUUGGUCUCUCCUGAGCCUCCUCCGAAAGGUUUCCUUGUGAUCGGCUCAAAGUUUCGCUACAGUGGGCGGACCCAAGCUCAGACUCGUCAGGCUAGUGCUUUGAUUGACAGGCCCGCUCCUCACUUUGAACGAUCGGUUAGUAGGAGGUACCUGCUGUCCCGCAGUAUAGAUGGAGAAUCUGCUUUAGGGGACACCAUGGACCGACUCUCCCAGCACACCUCCAGUGAGCCCGUGCCCAGUCUUCCCAGAGAUGAGGACCAGGAUUACCUGGAUCCCAGUCUGGAUCAGGACCUGGAUCACGAUCAUGAACCUGAAGAUCAGCAGCUGGAGAGUCACUCCACCCCCUCUAGAAUGGUGGAGCUCAAGAGGGAGGAGUCAGGUUCUCCUGUAGACUCUAAGACGGAGUCGGACCAGGACUUGGCCCCACGUCCUAAACAGGAGCAGUUCCUAGAUAAACCAGAAGACGUGUUACAGAAACAUCAAGCCAGCAUCAACGAGCUGAAGCGAGCCCUGAGAGAGCCAAACAGCAAGCUUGUUCACAGAGAGAAACGUCUCUCUGGAGCUUCAUCCGGCAGCACUCCUGAGAAAAAAUCUGCCUCAGAGGAGUCCCUAUUGAUUGAGAAGCAAGAUGAAUGUCAAAGAGACCUUACCUUCAGUAAAAAAGAGGAAAAGAGCAGGAGUCCUAGAGUAGCUUCAUUAGCUACUGGAUUCAACAGAGAGGCAGACGACAGAACGAGAGAGAAAAUCCUCGCCCCACAUAGCGACACAAAAGAAAAACCCAGUGUGUCCAAAAGGACCUCUGCAGAAACGAUCUUAUCACCAGAGAAGCCCCUGAGAAAUAGAGCUAAAAGCCCUGCUCUAAGGUAUAACAAUUUCCAUUGCGCUGGUUCUUUGGAGAAAGCGUAUGAUAAUGGGCACCCGCAGGACAGAUGUUUGUCAGAGAAUGUGUUUCAUGCAAAUGGUUUCGAUGAAUAUGCAACGGAGAGACACUGGGUCCAUAAAAGAAACAUGGGUGUAACCCGUGGAGAAGAUGAGAGGGGAAAUCAGGACUUGGAGAAAAGCUUUGGUGAGUCUUCUCCCAAUGCAGCUAUAGACAAACAUAUGAGAAAUCGAUAUCAUGAAAGCAGAUGGGAGAACCAAACCACAGGAACAGAGCCAGACAUCAGAUCUACAACCAUACAAAAGCAAACCCCUACACCAGGCACUGGAGAUGAUACGGUGAAAAGCGUAACAGUCCAGAGACACGACUCUAGUGCCAGUGACACAUCGCAGUCUGAGGUAAAACGAAUUGUUCCGUUGAAGCCCGAGAGAUCAAAAAAGCUGAAAGGCAAUAAAGGAGCCAAGCAACAAGGACACUCAAGUGAGAAAAGCUAUUCCGAAUCAUUUGACGGAGGGGAGAAGUCUGAGGAAGAGCCAAUUGCUUUUGAGAAUACUCUGUACAGCUCAUCGCAGCACAAAAAUACUGCCGUUUCAGAGGGCAAUGGAACUUCCGCUAAGCAAGACGUGUCCCAUAAUUAUCACAACAGAGAAGUCAGAGAAUACAGCCGACAGUAUCUUCAAGACAGGCACCAAUUAAAGGAUUUCAAAAACAGCGCUGACCACAGACUUAGUAUCGAACAAGAUCGCUUUCUGUUUGAAGAUCCGUCUUCUGUGUUUGACUUUGCGAACAAUUCAACGUUUUCAGCUUUUGAUCAGAUUCCCCAUUUGUACCCGCCCGUAAAAUCCCAGAGGGCGAGAGAUGCACGCACUAAACAGAUCCCCAAAAGUGAUUCCAACAACAGCCUUCACAAGAGCUCAAGCGUGGAAUCUUCCAAGAGAAAAUCAGUGAGAGAGCCCUGGGAGAGACGCUUGGGAUCGGUGUCAGAAGAUGACCCCGACCUGGACGCUCUGUACCUGAAGGAGACCCACUUGGGCAUCGAGCGCAAAUGCUCGAGUAUCACCGUCAGCUCAACGUCUAGCCUGGAAGCAGAGGUGGACUUCACCAUCCUCAUGGAUUUUCAAACGGGUAUCGAGGAGUUUUCUAGAGGCAUGUCUGAGCUGGGAGAGAAGGACAUCUCGCCUGAGUUUGGCUUCUCUGAGCGGUCCACCCAUCCAGCGUUUAUUCUGGGAGCAGAUCCGAUUUAUUUUCCUGAAGACAGACCUGUGGAAGUACUGAGGUCCGUAGAGAAACCCAAACCCGUUGUAGAACAGAAGCCACCAGAGGAACGUAAACCAGAGCCUUUCGUACCCAAGAAAGCUCCACGGUCAGUAAAAACCGCUCAAGCCCUAAGGAAAGACUCUUCAGAACAAGCUAAUGCUCAGUCGAUGAGGCGUGAGAGCGCCGAAUGGCCCCCAAUCCAACCUCUCAGUAGAGAGAGCAGUGAAAUCAUUGCCUCCCAGGCUCUAAGGAAGACUGAGGUCAAGAUCGAAACGCAGCCCAAUGGCUCUGAGGUCACAACAACCAUAAUGGAGAUCGCAGACCCGGACCAUGGUAUGAGCAGUAUGCGAGAGGCUGCAUACUCAAUGGUAGAGAAGGUUUCUCCUGUGAACCCGGGAUCAUUAGGAAGAGAAGGUUCUCCUCUAAUGGUAACUGAGAAUGUAACAUCGGCCACUACAACUCAUGUUACUAAGACCGUGAAAGGAGGCUACUCAGAGACAAGAAUUGAAAAAAGGAUUAUCAUUACUGGUGAUGAUGAUGUUGAUCAAGAUCAGGCGCUCGCCAUGGCAAUAAAAGAAGCCAGGCAACAGCACCCUGACAUGUUGGUAACCAAGGCUGUAGUUGUCAGGGAAACAGAAUCUUCCACUCAAGACCUGCAUGAAGAAUCAAAGUCCUGAUCUUCUCGGUUAUUCAUCAAGACGUUUCUCAAUGACUGCCAGUGGAUCAUCAACAUCUGGAAACCCUUUUUCACCAAGCUUCAAGACCCGGGACACCAAUUCUUCCAAAAACACACACACACAAACACACAUAUGCUGCCUCCCUGAUGUCAGGCAUAUUCCUUCCUAUAUAAUUUCAAUUUUGUGUCUACAUUUGCUGUGGUAAUACAGACAUCUGUCCAGGAGGCACCACAUCUCCUCGACUGAGCACCGCUCGGGAUGACCAGUCUCUUCGUCACAUCAAUCAGAAGAUUUAGUCACAAUCGUAGUCUAUCGCUCUUUCGUCACGUAUGUGAAAACUAACCAGUUGUACUUUAAACAGCGCAACGGUGACAUAUCGCAUGAGACACGGGGCUUUUCGAUGAACAUUGCUGAAGAUUACGCUAAAGCCUGAAGUAUAGUUCCCUUUUCAUGCGUACGCGAGGGACAGCAUAUACUGCACGUGACGCGAAGUCAUCAAAAAAAUACGCACAUACUGUACGCGCUCAGCCGAAAUCGUGUUACCUUGCUUUGAAGGAAGUACGCGUAUGCAUGGCCUCGCGUAUGCGUAAAAAAAGAAAUAUACCUCGGGCUUAAGUGGACUGACAGUAGCUUCUGUUGAGUAGUUUUUCUAGAGCUCACAGAGACGUUACACGGAAGAUCUUUUUGCAAACACCGAACUGUAGAUUAAAUCCUAGUGUACUAGCUAAUGUGCAGACAGUUUGUCCAUGCUUAUAGAUCCGCUGUUAUGUUGCUUUUAGAUUCUGAAACUCAUUUGCAUGUGGCAAAGCUGCGUUUCAUUGACAGAUUUUCAUAGACAGUCGAUAAAGCUAAAUACAGGGGUCGACGUCCUUGAGCAGAAAAGAACAGAUUCUAGUAAAUGUAAAAGUAAAGUGACCAAACUUGUCAUCAGUAUUUAUGUCCAUAUUGGUUUUUAAUAUGGGCAUACAGUAUUAGACAUGUACAUUUUAUUCUGGGAAUUCCUGCUGUUUUGACAAAAUCACUUUUUUUAGUUAUUGUGGGGCCCGUAGAUAUGCUUCGUAGAGAGAAAUAAAAGUAAUUUUCAAUACAAUGUACUACUAGUAGUCUUUAGAUCUUAGACACGAAAUAUCACAACGUUUGACCUGUUUUUAAAUGCACGACAAAACGAAACAUAUCUGCUUGCUGAAUGCUCCGAUUUUUCAUCUUCUGCACCUAACGUAAAAUGGCGAAACAUUAUUUAUAGCCCAAAGAGUUAUAUACAUGCCAAACACUGUUAUUCACCACUGUGUUAUAUGCAUGUGACUCAAUUAAGACCUUAUUAGACACGCAAAUGAUUUACGAUUACUUUCUAACAAACCGGCGAUUUUACAAAUUCCCAACAGUUAAGCAAGUCCAUUGUGUGAUUAUUGUAUUAUUUUAUAUCUGCUGCCUCAUACAAUGCUGUGCCAAUGAAAAUAAGGAAAACUACUUUAAAAGGUUCUGGUUUGUAAGAUACGAUUCCUUUCUCUGUGAUAAAUGUCAUGAGCCUGUGGCUUGGUUUUCAGUGAAGCGUGACCCGUGAGACAUGAUUCUCUUUCCAAACGUUCCUAAAGCAGUAGAAGUCCUGAAUGAGUCAGGAUGUGUACGUGUUGUAGUCUUAUAUGGAUGAAUGAACUUUGAUUUGUAUGUGUAUUGCCAAAUAAAAAACUUAGCAAAAUUUAAAUUAGAAUGAAAGAAUACCAGAAAAGCUCUCGAUGAUAAUAUUUGCUAACAUGGUGAAAGGCUUGUUCUUGUGUAUCUAUGUGUUCAGGACGGUGCACUAUCUGUGAAUAUUAUGACACCUAACACAACUUGCAGACAUCAAAAAGGAGACUUGAUAUACCUUCAGCUGAUUUUUAAAGACAUAGAUGCUGUUCUUGAAUAAAAAGAAGUGCCAUGUAAAGGUUGACAGUCACAGUUUGACUCAACCACAGCAUUCUCUCACAAGUUUUGUCUCAUAUCAAGGCAGCAUAGAAAGCGAACUCUGGAAAAACAGGUUAACUUUAGAAAACUAUGUCUUAAGCAUCGGUUUCCCUAAGAUUCCACCUGCCAGCCACUUCUGUUUACACUGCUAUCUGGUACUUUCUACUGCUUGAUUUUGUGUGUUUGCUGUACAGUGUUCAAAAUAAAAAAAAGAUCCAUUCAA